Molecule: messenger RNA, 1281 nt
Organism: Aspergillus niger
Lineage: Eukaryota; Fungi; Ascomycota; Eurotiomycetes; Eurotiales; Aspergillaceae
Exons: 3
Coding region: 1-1281 (426 amino acids)
Biological process (GO): transmembrane transport
Cellular component (GO): membrane
Molecular function (GO): transmembrane transporter activity
Source: RefSeq, a predicted model, not a curated record
AUGUCCGAUACCAAGGCUCGGCUUGCCGCUCAGAGAUCCUCUCCACUCCCCGCUAGUUACAUACCUGUAGCUCAAUCCCCGGAGCAGGUUGCUCCCACAUUAGAGGCUCCUCAGAGCGGAGACACCCUACCAGAAGUGCCUGCCACGCAUGUCGAAAAACAAGACAACGUCCUUGCAUACCUCGCGACAAAAGAGUUCUACAUUACCCUUUUCCUCGGACAGGUUCUGGCUAUCACCAACACUGCCUGUAGCACAUUCAGCACACUACUGGUCAGCGAGGGAACCUCAAUCCCGGCUUUUCAGACAUUCUUCAACUACUUUCUGCUCAAUGCUAUCUUCACCCCAUAUACCAUAUACCGUUAUGGCCUGAAAGGCUGGACACGGGUAGUGCUUCAGCACGGUUGGAAAUAUAUUAUUUUGGCCUUCUGCGACGUGGAAGGUAACUAUUUCAUUGUGCUGGCCUAUCGCCAUACGACUAUGCUGAGCGCCCAGUUGAUAAAUUUCUGGGCCAUUGCGGUCGUGCUUAUUGUGUCCUUCACAAUCUUGCGCGUGCGUUACCAUAUCACACAGGUGUUAGGUAUUAUGAUCUGUAUUGGCGGCAUGGGCUUCCUGAUUGCUUCGGACCGGAUCACUGGUGCCGAUGACGGGAACUAUUCGCGCGCCGAUUUGAUCAAAGGCGACCUCUUCGCACUCCUGGGCGCGACAUUCUACGGACUUGCCAACACGGGUGAGGAGGUCUUUGUCAGUACGGCCCCGGUAUACGAAGUUUUGGGCCAAAUGGCCAUGUACGGCAUGGUCAUAAAUGGCGUCCAGGCGGGCGUUUUCGACCGCAACUCGUUCCAUAAUGCGAUCUGGAACUUCCAGGUUGGUAUCUACUUGACAGGAUAUACGCUGUGUCUUGCUUCCUUCUAUUGUAUGGUACCGCUGCUGUUCCGGCUGUCAUCGGCGGCAUUUUUCAACAUAUCGAUGCUGACGAUGAACUUCUGGGGGGUUCUCAUCGGGGUCGGGGUGUUUCACUACACAAUCCACUGGAUGUACCCGAUUGCUUUCGCGCUCAUUAUCCUCGGGCAGCUCAUCUACUAUCUGGGGCGGCGCGUGCUGGGAGAAGCGCGCAAACCCUGGCUGGGACGGAACCAAGAAUGCGGCGUGUCGGGACUAUUUACAGCACGAAGAAAGAUCGAGACCGCUGCCGGCCGGAGUCGCAGCGACUCCAUAUCCACGACUUGUUCAGAGAGUGAUCCUAUGCUACCACGUGCCAGUGUGGCUGAGGAAGCAGCUUAG